ACAGUCUCGUAAGUCUUAAUCUCAGCUACAACUUACCCUACGAUACCAUUCCUUCACACUUGGGCAACCUUUCUAAGCUAAUCUACCUUGAUUUAUCUGGCAAUCAUCUCUCAGGAAGAAUUUCAUCCGAAUUAUGCCAACUAACAAGCCUUCACAUAUUAAAUCUACAUGAUAAUAACAUCACUGGAUCCAUUCCUUAUCAACUUGGAAAGCUACAUUUGCUCAAUAAGCUAAUUUUGUCUAGUAACGGUCUCACGGGUUCAAUCCCUGUGUCAAUUGGAAACUUGAGCAACUUAAUCAUUCUAUUUAUUUAUGACAACAAUCUUUCUGGGUCCAUUCCUCAUCAACUUGGAAAUCUAACAUCUCUUAGGAUGCUCUCUUUCCGCAAUAACACCCUCAUAGGCUCGACACCUGCAUCUAUUGGAAACUUGGGCAGCUUAACCCAUUUAGAGCUCAGUGCAAACCAACUUUCUGGAUCCAUUUGUCAUGAAAUUGGGAUGUUGGGAUCUCUUGCUUAUCUUAAUCUUGCUAAAAACAAUCUCUCCGGUUUAAUUCCUACUUCUAUAGGAAACUUAGGCAACCUGAGUUUUUUCUUCCUCAACAAUAACAAACUUUCUGGACCCAUACCUCAAGAAAUUGGAAAGUUGGGAUCUCUUCUUGACUUGGCUCUGUUUAGUAACAAUCUUUCUGGCCCAAUCCCUACUUCUAUAGGAAACCUGACCAACCUAUCUAUAUUAUCCCUUUCCGAAAACAAUCUUUGGGGAUCUAUCACAUCCUCUAUGGGGAACAUGAAGGAUCUCACAAUUUUGGAACUUUUUAUGAAUCAAUUAUCGGGCAAUAUCCCAUUAGAAAUAGGAAAGCUCAAACUUCUUACCCGUCUAAUGUUGUUCAUAAAUGAACUUAAUGGCUCCAUCCCUUUUGAAUUUAAUAAUCUUACAUAUUUGACUCAUUUGGGAUUGGAGGAAAACAUGUUGUCAGGCUACCUUCCACGAAAUGUUUGUAAUGGUGGAUCACUUCAAUUAUUCACAGCAUUUGACAAUCAUUUCAUAGGUUCCGUUCCAAAAAGUUUGAGAAAUUGCACCAGCUUAGUACGAGUGAGGCUUGAGGGAAACCAAUUAACAGGAAAUUUAUCAGAAGACCUUGGCAUUUACCCAAAUUUGAUUUAUAUCGAUUUGAGUUAUAACAAUUUCUAUGGAGAGCUUUCUCAAAAGUGGGAGAAGUGCCAAAGUCUACAAAACUUAAAGAUCUCCAAUAACAAAAUUUCUGGUGUAAUACCUCUUGACCUUGGAAGAUCCACCAAGCUACGGUUACUUGAUUUCUCCUUCAAUCAUCUAGUUGGGCAGAUUCCAAAGGAACUAGGAAAGUUGACGUCAUUGUAUCUCCUUAAUCUGGGUGAUAAUCAACUUUCAGGUAGUAUUCCAUUGGAAAUUGGAAUGCUAUCUGAUCUGCAAUUUCUUGUUCUCUCAGCCAACAAUUUAACAGGAUCAAUUCCUGAACAAAUACAAGGGUGCAUAAAAUUAUUGAACUUGAACUUAAGCAAAAAUAAAAUUAGGGGGAGUGUUCCCACUGAGAUUGGCAACAUGCAGUUUAUUCAAAUGCUUGAUCUAAGUGAGAAUUUGUUGAUCGGAAAAAUACCACCACAACUUGGAGAAUUGCGAAGCUUAGAAAAAUUGAAUCUCUCCCAUAAUGAGCUAUCUGGUUCCAUUCCAGCAACUUUUGGUAAAAUGUCAAGUUUGACCAAUGUUGAUAUAUCAUACAAUUGCUUGGAAGGUCCUCUACCCAACAAUAAAGCCUUCAAUGAGGCCUCAUUUGGAGCAUUAAGAAAUAAUAAAGAUUUGUGUGGUAAUGCCUCUAGCUUGAAGGCAUGCCUGUCUUCCAUUACCCGAAGCAAGAAUCUUGGUGGGAAAAGGCGAAAUAAAGUUGUGAUUUUCUUUAUUGUUCCUAUCUUAGGCUCAGUGGUUCUCUCAUUGAUUGUAGUUGGGAUUUUCUAUGCUUUUCUCAAGUGCUUGAGGUUGAGGAACAAGCUCAACAAUCCAAGAGAAGCACAAAAUGAUAAUAUGUUUGCAAUCUGGAGCUAUGAUGGGAAAAUGGUGUAUGAAAGAAUCAUUGAAGCAACAGAGGAAUUUGACUCCAAACAUUGUGUCGGAGUGGGAGGGUGUGGAAGUGUUUAUAAAGCUGAGCUGCAGCCAGGUCAAGUUGUUGCUGUGAAAAAACUUCAUUCAAUACAGGAUAACGGGAUUGCCAAUGCAAAGGCUUUCGAAAAUGAGAUUCGUACUCUGCUAGAAAUCAAGCAUCGCAAUCUGGUAAAGCUUUAUGGCUUUUGCUCGCAUCCACGACACUCAUUCUUGGUUUACGAGUUCUUAGAAGGGGGAAGCCUAAAAGAGUUACUAAGCAAUAAAGAAGAGGCAAUUAAUUUUGAAUGGGCCAAAAGGGUAAAUAUUGUCAAAGGAGUGGCUGAUGCUUUAUCCUAUAUGCAUCACGAUUGCUCACUUCCCAUAGUUCAUCGAGACAUAUCUAGCAAGAACAUCUUGUUGGAUUCAGAAUAUGUUGCUCACAUCUCGGAUUUUGGCACAGCUAGGCUUUUGAAGCCUGACUCGUCCAAUUGGACUUCAUUUGCUGGAACAUUUGGUUACACGGCUCCAGAGCUUGCAUAUAGAAUGGAAGUGAAUGAGAAAUGUGAUGUUUAUAGCUUUGGAGUGUUAGCAUUGGAAGUGAUUAUGGGAAAGCAUCCAGGAGACCUCAUCUUGUUUCUCUCAUCAUCAUUAACAGCAACAUCAACUACCCACAAUAUACUAUUGAAGAACACUUUGGACCAACGCCUCAAACCUCCUAAAAAUCAAGUCGCAUUGAAAGUGGUAUCAAUAGCAAAGCUUGCAUUUGCAUGCUUGGCAACCAAUCCAAAAUCUAGGCCAACCAUGCAGGAGGUUUCCCAUGAGCUUUCAAUUGUAAGAGCACCCAUGCCAGAGGUUUUCGACAUGCUUACCUUGGGUUUACUGUUUAACAGAGUUUGAUGUAGUAUAUAUAUAUGUUUGUAAUCUUACCUUGUUUAGAGUUUAUCCUUGAUUUUGCUUUAUUUUGGAUUUAUAAAACUGUUAAGUUGUGAUUUUCCUUGUUUUAUGUGUUAAAAUAAUGUGGCCCAACAUGAUAUUUAU
Molecule: messenger RNA, 3152 nt
Organism: Quercus robur (English oak)
Lineage: Eukaryota; Viridiplantae; Streptophyta; Magnoliopsida; Fagales; Fagaceae
Product: MDIS1-interacting receptor like kinase 2-like
Exons: 2
Coding region: 372-3011 (879 amino acids)
Biological process (GO): protein phosphorylation
Molecular function (GO): protein kinase activity; protein binding; ATP binding
Source: RefSeq, a predicted model, not a curated record